GAAUACGCCCUUAUACUUUACUGGAUAAUUAAUUCCGUUAAUUGGCUUAAGUAUGCGCAAGCGCGCAAUCAAAAUAUGUAAGACCGUGGUACCGAUCACCAAUUCUGCGGUCCGAUUCAUGCUCACAGCGCUGAAAGCAUAUUGCUCUAUCUUCGGUUGAUAUUCGAUGUGCAACAAAGACAGAAUGAUGCUUACAGCGCUGUGAGUGUGAAUCGGACCGCAGCUCUGGCUUCAGCUUUUAAUAUGGCGGAAUCCACGGAAACGAUAAUCGCCCGCGCUUUUUCGCGCGACCGUGAUUUUUUGACACAACAGUGUAUAGAUAGUGUAAAAAUCUUGUGAAUGUGAACAUAAAGGACACACCCCACGACGUACUGGCGACGUACUCGUUUUACACUACAUUGUUUCUAUAUUUGGCAAUUAUUAAUAAUGGCAAAAGAUUUCGCUGUCGUGACUUUUUCAAGCGAUGGAAAUGAUGAAGAGGAAAUCGUAUCAGAGGUUCCAUCUUUAUGGCUUCGCUCUAAUUUGACAGAAUGCUGGUGGCCAUCAGUAAAAAAUAUAAAUACAUUUAUCAUAAAACAAGUUCCUCCUGUUAUUAAUGAUCCUAAGUGGUCAUUUUAUCCCAUUCAAUUUCAUGGAUAUUAUGAUUCAUUAGAUCAAGCUAGACAGAAGGCAACGAACUAUUCGUCAAGCGAUGAUAAUAAUAUAAAUGAAAUAAAGAAGAAGUCACGUACGUCAUGCAGAAAACAGUUGCAAAAACCUAUUGCUUCUGAGUCUGAUACUGAUUCUGAUUUAGCAUCAGUUAUACCAAAUCCGCCAAAUCUUACAGAUAAAAAUGUCUCAGUUAUACCAAAUCAGUCAGCUCUUACAAAUGAAGAUGUCUCAGUUAUACUAAACCAGCCAGAUCUUACAAAUAAAGAUGUCUCAGUCAACAAACUCUCAAAUGUUUUGAAUUUUUCAACUGACAAUGUGGAUUUUGACAUCCUUGAAGGAACUUUAGUAUCGAACAAAAGCAUACAGGAAUUACAUAACUUAAUGAUAGAAAUGUCCAAUAAAAUGGAAGAAAAUUUCCAAAGAGUAUAUACGGCUCUAGCUAAUGUUUCAGUACGAAUACAAGAUCUGGAGGCUCGUUUAAAAGAAGUAGAAAAACAAAUUAAUCAACAUAAGCCUGAAGCACCUGCUGAUUUGGGUAUAUUAAAUAUGCAACAAUCUCUUCCGCUUAAAAGUAUUGAUGAAGUCACAGCUUUUGAAAACCGUUUAUCACAAAAUGCAGAUGAGUACAACAAAUUUAUGCUGUGCAUAUCUCGCAUAGGCGGAAGAUCCGCUAAGGAAAAUUUAAUUCGUAUAUAUCGAACUAUAUUUUCCAAUGAAGUUGCUAAACAAUCGUCCUGGAAAGGAUUACGUAAUCAUUUUAAAAUCAGUAGCUUAAACUCUAUUUUAAUGGCAAUACAAGCAACAAUUUUGGCUCAACAUCAAUUCACAAACAAAGAGUUUGAAGAUAUCACAAAAGAAUGGUUUCGCCAAGGUGGUCAAAGGCUUAACAGACAACAAAAAGAUCCCGAAGAGAUGAAUCCGCAAGCCAUUUAAAUGCCUCAGAAGUUUUGAAGCUCAUAAUAUAGUAUUUUUUUAUUAUAUUUUUUUCUUAUAUUACCCAACCUAUGUAAGAUUCUUGAUU
Messenger RNA from Temnothorax curvispinosus, 1672 nucleotides. RefSeq lists its product as uncharacterized. The transcript has 8 exons. The record is from RefSeq and is a predicted model, not a curated record. Lineage: Eukaryota; Metazoa; Arthropoda; Insecta; Hymenoptera; Formicidae. Bases 427 to 1584 code for a protein of 385 amino acids.